GUAUGCAUUUCAACGGGAGAAUAGCUCAAAAUAUAAUCCUACAAUGAAGUCAUUAGCUUUAGCUUGCUUACUCGCCAUUGCUGCGACAAAUGCCUUACCACAGUCAGAAAUUGUUCCUGCACAAAACAGAAUAGUUGAUUAUUGGCUCAUAGAUGCAAUCGAGAUAUUAACUCAAUGGAUCAAGAAUAAAGGAUUAGAUCCCGUAGAAACCGAUAUUGAGUUGGAUUAUGUCAGUCGAGAUGGACUGCUUCAAAUUGUAGGAUUAAUUGAAGGAUUACAAUUCAAAGGUAUCAGCGACAUUAAUAUUGACAAUCUUUACUACAAUAUUAUUUUGGGCAGACUCGAUAUUGACUUGGUUAUCCCCAAGGUCUGGUUUCAUAUUGGUAACUCUAGAAUAAAAGCAGUAUAUGCAGGUUUAAAAGCUGACCUUGAAAUAAAUGGGAGCCUUAUCUUUUUCAACAUCCGUAUCGCCGGUGACGCUCUUCUGAGACUGUUUGGGGGAUCAGUCACUAUUCUCAACAUGAAUCCGAAUUUCAGCAUAGAGCAUAUUGAUGCGGGAUGGACUCUACUCGAAUCUGGUGAAGACUACUCAUGCUGGAUAAACAACAUCUUCAAUACGGAAAUUCCUAAUUUUCUUGAGACUUAUAAGAAUGAAAUCAACACUGUGAUUGGAGAACAGAUCAGGCGAGCUGUCAAUAGGUGGUGGUAA
Molecule: messenger RNA, 709 nt
Organism: Maniola jurtina (meadow brown)
Lineage: Eukaryota; Metazoa; Arthropoda; Insecta; Lepidoptera; Nymphalidae
Exons: 8
Coding region: 44-709 (221 amino acids)
Source: RefSeq, a predicted model, not a curated record